ACCCCCGAGCAGUGACAUCGCUGCCAGGGACGCUUUUGCUGCAGGAUGGGGACCCGCUCGGGAGACCUGGCUCAGCCCCAGAAUGGGAACUCAGCCCUGGCCCCCACCAGCCCCCAGCAUCCCCCUGGGAAGGAGCUGCCUGCAGCAGGCAGGGACUCCGGGGUGGCUGCCGGGCCCCCCCGGCCAGAGGUGAACAUGCUCUACAGGAUUGAGGACGUGCCCCCCUGGUACCUCUGCAUCCUGCUCGGCUUCCAGCACUACCUGACCUGCUUCAGCGGCACCAUCGCCGUCCCCUUCCUGCUGGCCGAGACCCUGUGCGUGGGCAAGGACCAGCUCACCGUCAGCUACCUCAUCGGCACCAUCUUCACCUGUGUCGGCGUCACCACCCUCAUCCAGACCACCGUGGGGAUCAGGCUGCCCCUCUUCCAGGCGAGCGCCCUGGCCUUCCUGGUCCCCGCCAAGUCCAUCCUGGCCCUGGAGAAGUGGCGAUGCCCGCCUGAAGAGCAGAUCUACGGCAACUGGACGCUGCCCCUCAACACCUCCCACGUCUGGCAGCCCCGCAUGCAGGAGAUCCAGGGGGCCAUCGUGGUGUCCAGCCUGGUGGAGGUGGCCAUCGGGCUGCUGGGGCUCCCCGGGGCACUGCUCAGCUACAUCGGGCCUCUGACCGUCACCCCCACGGUCUCCCUCAUCGGCCUCUCUGUCUUCCAGGCAGCCGGCGAGCGGGCCGGCUCCCACUGGGGCAUCGCCGCGCUGACCAUCUUCCUGAUCGUCCUGUUUGCCCAGUACCUGCAGCACGUCACCCUGCGCCUGCCCGGCUACCGGCGAGGCCGCGGCUUCGUCCUGCUGCGCGUCCAGAUCUUCAAGUUGUUCCCGAUCAUCAUGGCCAUCAUGGUGGUGUGGUUGCUCUGCUACGUGCUGACGCGCACCGGCGUCUUCCCCAGCCAGCCCGAGGCCUAUGGCUACAAGGCCAGGACAGAUGCCCGGGGGGAGAUCCUGUCCGUGGCACCCUGGUUUCGGGUCCCCUACCCCUCAGGCCAGUGGGGUCUGCCCAAGGUGACCUCAGCAGCCGUGCUGGGCAUGUUCAGUGCCACCCUGGCGGGCAUCAUCGAGUCCAUCGGGGACUACUACUCCUGUGCCCGGCUGGCAGGAGCCCCACCGCCCCCCGUGCACGCCAUUAACAGGGGCAUUUUCACUGAAGGCAUCUCCUGCAUCAUCGCGGGGCUGCUGGGGACCGGCAACGGCUCCACCUCCUCCAGCCCCAACAUCGGCGUCCUGGGCAUCACAAAGGUGGGGAGCAGGAGGGUGAUCCAGUACGGGGCUGGCAUCAUGCUGGUGCUGGGGACUAUCGGCAAGUUCACGGCGCUCUUCGCCUCCCUGCCCGACCCCAUCCUGGGCGGGAUGUUCUGCACCUUGUUCGGCAUGAUCACGGCCGUCGGCCUCUCCAACCUGCAGUUCGUCGACAUGAACUCCUCCCGCAACCUCUUCGUGCUGGGCUUCGCCAUGUUUUUUGGGCUGACGCUGCCCAACUACCUGGAUUCCCACCCCAAGGCCAUUCGCACAGGUGUCCCCGAGCUGGACCAGAUCCUGACAGUGCUGCUAACGACUGAGAUGUUCGUCGGGGGAACCAUCGCCUUCAUCCUGGACAACACCAUCCCAGGGACGCAGGAGGAGCGAGGGCUGGUGCAGUGGAAGGCGGGAGCGCAUGCGGACAGCACGGGCAGAGACAGCCUGAGGAGCUACGACUUCCCCUUCGGGAUGAAGGUGGUGAGGAGGAGCCGGUGGCUGAAGCACCUGCCCAUCUGCCCCGUGUUCACCGGGUUCAGGGCCCGGGGGAAGGGCGGCGAGGCGGGGGCCGCGGAGGCGCCGGGCGGCGCGGACGGGCUCUCCGUGUGCACCAAGGUCUGAGCCCGGGGAGCACUCGUGCCCCGGCGCCGGGGAAGCCCAGCCAGGCUCCCACGGGUGCUGUCCCGAGCUCUUUAGCAUCCACCAAGUCCAAAGGCAAAGGGUUCUGGUGUUCAUCUCGAACGCAGGGCUAGGGUAACUCAACGGUGCCUUUUGGGGAUAUCCCCAGCUCCUGGGGUACCGGCCCGGGGAACCCCCCGUGUCGUUGCUCCACCUCAAGCUGCAGCUGGUCGAGACCCCCUCAGCACUUGCUGAAAAGCUCAUCAGGAACCACCAGAGCCCCCAGCUCCCACCCGGGGCCAGGAGCUCCCACACUGUGCCCUUGGCUCCAGCAGGGCAGCCCGGCAGCGAGCACUGGGCAGGGCUCAGGACCCAGCCUGGUGUUGGGAUGCCCCUUUUGAGAUCAUUCCUUAAAAAACAAUAUUAAAAAUUCAAGCUCA
This is a messenger RNA of Apus apus (common swift), 2342 nucleotides long. RefSeq names its product solute carrier family 23 member 1 (gene SLC23A1). Gene Ontology annotation, cellular component: membrane. Gene Ontology annotation, biological process: transmembrane transport. The coding region runs from base 46 to 1905 and encodes 619 amino acids. NCBI's taxonomy places the organism in Eukaryota, Metazoa, Chordata, Aves, Apodiformes, Apodidae. The record is from RefSeq and is a predicted model, not a curated record. The transcript is spliced from 15 exons. Gene Ontology annotation, molecular function: transmembrane transporter activity.